Messenger RNA from Cephus cinctus (wheat stem sawfly), 8707 nucleotides. RefSeq lists its product as uncharacterized. Bases 530 to 4570 code for a protein of 1346 amino acids. The transcript is spliced from 8 exons. Gene Ontology annotation, cellular component: plasma membrane; postsynaptic membrane. The record is from RefSeq and is a predicted model, not a curated record. Lineage: Eukaryota; Metazoa; Arthropoda; Insecta; Hymenoptera; Cephidae. Gene Ontology annotation, molecular function: transmitter-gated monoatomic ion channel activity involved in regulation of postsynaptic membrane potential; NMDA glutamate receptor activity. Gene Ontology annotation, biological process: synaptic transmission, glutamatergic; modulation of chemical synaptic transmission; ionotropic glutamate receptor signaling pathway.
CAAGAUGAGACCGUCGCAAGUUCUGUUGCGCAAGAGUCCGUAAUCCUUUAUAGUCUGGUUUUUUUUUGGUAGUAAGAAAAAGUGUCGAAAAAACAGAAGAGGUUGCUGGUGGCGAUAACGUCACGGUUCACCUCUUUAACAUGGCACAUGCGCCACUCUGGAAGUGUCUAUAGUAUUAGGGUGGCUAGGUGGGUGUUUGUAUGUGAUAUAGGGGUUGAAAUUUAAAGGGAGGGGCUGCCCGAAAAUGGCUGUCAUACACAGAACAGAACGUCCGAAAGAGGACAAGUGACGGUCCACCCCUGUCUUCCACAUUGACCAAUUCACAGUAUUUUACAAUAAUUGACACAGUUAAGUAAUCGAUAGUUAUUAUGCCGUGGUUAAAAAGUAAUCGACGUGCUCUACUGAAACCUCCGCCGGAUUCACUCUCGCCCGUCAGUUCUACCAAAAGAUUCAAGUUACAGAAACAUGAGGUAGUUCGAGUGUAUUAGAGAACGGAUCAGCAGAGAAAAUUUUAAAGAUUGCGAGGAAGAUGAACGGCUCCUCUUCGAGGAUUGUAGUUCUUCUUUUGUUCGCAAUCUUUUUCUGCUGGCGAGUGUCCGGCACGGCAGAUGCGAACAAAUUCGACAGAGCGACGAAGGCCCGUUUGAGAACGGCACACGCACCAUGGCGUAUUGUUGUAUGCCUAACUCAACCGCAGGCUCCAGUGAAGACAGAUAUUCAGAGAGCAUGGGAAGAGGCGAGAUUAGAGUCGUCUCAGGGGGACGUGGAAAUAUCAUACGUGGAAGCAAGGAUGACACUGAUGACCGAUUCUCUGUCAUAUCCUUUAUCCUUAUUGAAUAAAUUCUGCACAGACAUUGAGAGUGGUAAGACCGUCCUAACACUCGUAGUCGGCGGCAGCUCCGCAGCAAGAUUUUUGAUAACAGCAGCAGCAUCGGUAAAUAUUCCAACACUCUGGUUACCAUUUACACAUCGGGACUUCCUCAGACAAGGAAAGAGCGGGAGAUUCGAAAUACGUUUGGGUUCUGGUUCAGAGGAAUUUGGGGCAGCCGCAGCUGCAUUGAUGCAUAAGACUAAUUGGCAUGCAUUUACUCUUUUUAUUGACAGUACAUUAUUGCCUUUGCAUCAUCUUCUGUUAUCGAACAGACAGAAUUUAACGCCCAGAACCAUAAUUCAUCUGCCAGCUAAUGAUAAAACGUUGAAAAUCAGAUUAAGGAGGAUUGCGGAGCAAGGUGGAAGUGGAGGAGUUUUAGUUAUGGCUUGCGACAUAAAUAAUGCUAGAAAAGUUCUUCUUGUGGCUAGCAAAUAUGAGAUGUUGACAGGAAGAUUUCUUUGGCUCUGGCUGGAUCUUAAAGCUGAAUUGAGACCAAACGAACCGAAUAUAAUUACUUCUCAUGUUUUACACAAUACACGGUCGUCCAUUGUGGAAAAUGAAAAUACUCCACCGUUAGAGAGUAUAAAACGGAAUUUAAAUCUGAUACCAGAAACCGAAAUGCAUUUACAUUCAUUGCCAAACUUAGCUAACGAUAUUCAUCAACUGCAAGAGUAUCGCUGGCAAACCGAAAGAAUCAUAAUGAAGAGGGAAGACAGGGGUUUUACGAAUGAUGAUGAAGAAGAUAUUAAGAUCGGUGAUAAAGGAUUAAACUCCAAGAAUUUCAUGCCGGUGGGGAUGCUUGCAUUGAGACCAGCCAGUACGAAAGUUGGUAGUGGUGAUACUUUGUUGAAUAGAAUGCUGAGGGAAAUUUCACAAGCAUUCGAUCAGAGUAUCGUUGAACUAAAACCAAAAUUGGGUCGAUUACGAGACAGUCAGCAAAAGGAUUACUUCAUACCAACCUGUUAUACACAGCCCAACUCAAAAUUCUUAAUAAACGAAUUUAGAGAAAACGUUUCUAGGACUCUUACAACUCGAUUAAAGGAGUCUAUACGACAAAUAUCAAAAGACAAGGCUGAGUUUCAGUUACUAAAUUUGCAAUCUGUCAAAUUUCCUGGUAAUAAAACACAGCUGAGGUGGACGAAAGUUGGGACGAUCAAAGGUGGUAAAGACGUACGACUCGACACUAUAAUCUGGCCAGGAGGUGGGAUAGUACCAGCUUACCUUGGAGAAGGUGGAGAAAAAAUUGGAAUGCCUGCGUAUCGCAUUGUAACUGCUCUGGCACCUCCAUUUUCAAUGGCAACGAGUUUACAAGAGGGUUUGUGCUUACGAGGAUUGGCCUGCAGGCAUGGAAAUAAUAUUAUGUGCUGCUAUGGUUUAACCAUAGACUUGCUGUCACUGGUGUCCCGUGAAUUAGGAUUUCGAUUUGAACUGUACGUGGGAGGUGAUGGGCUAUUUGGUAAAAGAAAUGGAAGCAGUGGCGCGUGGAACGGCGUUGUUGGGGAAUUGGUAUCUGGAAAAGCACAGCUUGCUUUUGCACCAUUGAGCGUAUCUGCCAGAAGAGCAGAAGUAAUUGACUUUACAACUCCAUACUUUUUCAGUGGAGUCAGCUUCCUCGCUGCUCCGAAACUCAGAUCGGAAAUUUCACUGUUGGCAUUCCUUUUGCCGUUCAGUCCUGAAUUGUGGAUCGCCGUUUUCACAUCAUUGAAUAUCACCGCAAUGGCAGUAGCUGCUUACGAAUGGCUCAGUCCAUUUGGAUUAAAUCCAUGGGGCAGACAAAGAAGCAAGAACUUCUCUAUAGCUUCCGCCCUCUGGGUUAUGUGGGGUCUUCUGUGCGGUCAUCUUGUUGCUUUUAAAGCUCCAAAAUCUUGGCCUAACAAGUUUCUCAUCAACGUUUGGGGUGGUUUUUCUGUCAUCUUCGUUGCUUCUUAUACAGCAAACAUAGCAGCCUUGAUUGCUGAUUUGUUCUUCCACUCUGCUGUUAACAACUAUCAUGACCGGAGUUUAUUAUCACAGAGAGUUGGCGCGCCCAGAGCAUCUGCAGCUGAAUAUUAUGUACAACGAGCUAAUAAACAAUUAUGGUCACACAUGGCACGUUACUCAUUGUCUGAUGUAGCCGAGGGAGUAGAGAGAUUGACAAAUGGCAGUCUGGACAUUUUGAUAGCCGACACUCCCAUUCUCGAUUAUUAUCGCGCUACUGACAAUGGUUGCCGACUACAAAAAAUCGGUGACGCCAUCAACGAAGACACUUACGCCGUAGCAUUGACCAAGGGACAUCCUCUUAAAGAAAGCAUUUCCAAAGUCAUAGCAAAUUAUACGAGCAAUGGGCUACUCGAUAUUCUGCAGGAAAAAUGGUACGGUGGAUUACCUUGCAUAAGAGGACGAGAAGGAAUGGAUGCAGGUUUAGAGCCUGAACAAGGUGGACAACCUCGUCCGCUAGGAGUGGCAUCCGUAGCUGGAGUAUUUUGUUUACUAGGCAUGGGUGUUAUGUUGGGUGCAAUAAUCCUUGCUGGUGAACACUUGUUCUACAGAUACACACUGCCUAGAUUGAGACACAGACCAAAGAGUUCGGUUUGGCGCAGUCGCAACGUAAUGUUCUUCUCUCAAAAGCUCUACAGAUUUAUUAAUUGCGUAGAGUUAGUAUCACCUCACCAUGCUGCCAGAGAACUUGUACACACUGUGAGACAAGGCCAAAUUACAUCCCUCUUUCAAAAAAGUGUAAAGCGGAAGGAACACGAACAACGUCGCAGACGUAAGAGUAAGGCCCAGUUUUUUGAGAUGAUACAAGAAAUUCGAAGAGUUCAGCAAGAGGAAAAAGUGGAUGCCGAGCAAAAGGAACCGGAAGCUCGCAGGCCAUUGAAGAAGGAGGAGAAGGUGGUUAAAGGAAGAGAAAGAAGUCGUAGCAAGAGUCCGCUGAUGCCACGAAGUCCAAAAAGAUCAGAGAAAAGUCGAAGCUCGACAAAUCUUUCAGGUUCAAGACUUGGAUUAUCUCCUGUUAGCCUGGAGGCUCCUAUGAAACCAAGAGAAUUCACUUUGAGCAGUACUAAUCUUAGAGCCAGAAGUCCAUUGGACACCGUAGGUCGCAGACUGAGCCACGGCGAUGGCGGUUCACCACCACGUCUUGGCUCUCAUUUGGGUGGUAGUGCCACAUUACGACCUCUUGCACCAAUAAGAGGAGACUCCCUUGGAGGCGGUGCGCCAACAUCAAAAUACUCUCGGAGUCCUGCAAAGAGAGGACAGUCUUUUCCAGUAUUCGCGACCCUGAGGCCUCCACCCUCUGGUGGAUAUCAAGUGUCUAAGAGUCCUCUGCUGUCCCCAAAUAGCGAGUUGACUUCAGCGAUUGGUCGAAAAUUAUCAAGAGAUUGGGGAUCCGGAACGAUUGAUCUGAGAAGAUCCUCGGAGGGUAUUGGAUUGGGCUCGACCACUACUCUCAGUCAGGAAACUACUCUGACAAUUGAACGUGCUGACCACCAGAAGAGUCAAGAUGAGAUUUUACCGGUGAAGAAACCUAUACGCCGAGCACGAAGCCACGAGAACAAGGAGGCUGGUAAAUUAAUGGCAGAUCUACCUUCGCCAAGAUUAACGGUUCAGCCUGUAAUCGGAGGAAAAUCGGUGAGCGAACGCACUAAAAAGCAAUUAGAAUCUGAAUUGAAGGCAAUUCUAACCGCCAGAGCACAUCAUCGUGAUCUACAUCCUCCUUGAUAGACUGCUAAUUCUCGGUAAGAGUUUUUAAAAGCGACAAGCUUAGAGGCACGUUGCCUCUGAGGGGCUUUCAUUGAUUUUAAGCAAUAUCAGAAUAAUAGGUCAAUUUCUAGAGGAACAGUUCUGACACAGUUUAAAAGAGGUUUUUAAGAAAUAGACAGCCUUGGAGGAUCGUGUGACGAAGGAGGGCGUCAUAAACGAGAGACCCCUCUGGUUGUUCAUAUGUUGUUACGUACAUUGAUAAUUUAGAAUAUAUUGAAAAAUAGUGCUAUAAACUUUCGUAGAAAUAUCUUAACGAGUGACGUAGCACGUACGUUUAAUAUUAAGAUAUUUUCUUGUUGGCAUUUUAACUCUACACUAAACCGCUGGCCCGGGUGAGUCUCUCUUUCGAUUGCAAUGGUAAAAAGAAAAUGUAAUGUCUACUACGGUAUUUCUCAAACUAAAUUUUAGAGUCCGUUUCAAAAGAAGUAAUGACUGAAAACGAACAAUGGAAUUGCUUGCUUGAAUAAUACAUUUAUCAGCAGUCUGCAAACUAUCGUAGCACGUGAGUCUAUCGUUAUCGCGCACGCUUGUUAUUAUAAAAUUAUUAAGCAAUGAUGAAAACCUAGGGAAGCAGGCUCAAUUUAUUUUUCGCGCAAAUAUAUGAAUCAUUUCGAUUUUCUCUUACGAGCCCGUGUGCAAAUAUUCUCGUAUUUUCCCCAUUUAAUUAUCAUUUAUGACGUAUUGGUAUAAUAAACACUAAGUAGUUAGUGCUUGCAUAAUAAAGCUCUGUGCGUGUAACAGCGAUGGAAUUAGAAUCUAUAAGAAGGAGUAAGGCUGACGAAUUAGCUACUUUAACACCUUCUCUUCUCUUGUAUUCUCUGUAAUGAAUUGCGCAUGACAGUGAACCAUUUAUAAGAUACAUAAGACGGUACUCGACAAACAAUAGAUUGAGAGAUUUUUGGUCCACUGAAUUUUUCUGAAUCGAACCGCGUGCUGCCACCUUAAGGAUGCUUGUGAUUGUGGAAGGAGAGGCUCGCUAUGCAGGCUAUCGGCGUAGAAUGACCACAAACAAAAGUACGCGUAACCUUAUACUUAUUACGUCUAUCAAAGGGGGAAAAAAUUAAGUAAAAAGACAUUAAAUAUUUGCGUCAUUUUCGUACCGAUUGCGGGGGAUUCAAUAUUGAAAGAAAUUGCAGGAGCAAUAAGAGCAGACAACAAAACUAUAUAACGCUCGCACCUUCACAAGUCGUAUAUAAAAAAAAAAGAGAGAGAAUAAAAAAAAUAUAAGCCAGUAGAAAAUCCGUAGGUACUGACCCUAUUAGAGAUAUCUUAGGAAGCACACACAUUAUCUGUUAGACUGAAUAAUGAUAUUACAUUGUAUAGGAAUUGUCUGUGGAAUAUUACUGGAAUUGAGAAAAACGAUAUAUAGAUAGAUUAAAUACGCGUUAUCUUGACUUUAAAACUUUGGAAUCCUUUCGAUCGAAUGAAUCGACAAAGAAAAGUAAAAAAAAAUUAAUAAAAAGAAAUAAAUUGUUUACUCCUACUAUAUUUAACAUAGAGACUAUUAUAGCGAAUGCAUGGGACUAAAUUAAAGAAUUAAGUUUAAAUGAUUCAUAAGCGAGGCCUUAGGAGUAGUCGUAUCCGCCCAAUACUUUACUUACUAGCCUUAUCGUACUCAAAUAUUUCACAAUAUUAUAUUAUAUAGCGAUAUAGCUAUUUAAUUCGUUAGAGAGUAUUAGAGAAAUUCAUUAAAUUCUCGAAAGUUAUAAGCAGUAGGUUCCUGUGGGUAUAUAUCGUAUUCGUUCUGUUGCGUACAGCAUAUUAGUAGAAGACGCUUGGAUCUUGAGUGGGUUAUACGUAAUAACCAAAUUACUAUUUAACUUCGGUAGUUUAGACUAUUACUGUCUUUGUUAGUAGUCGUAUGCGAUAAUAAAUUUACGUUCUACUGCAUGUUAGUGGUGGUACAGCCGACAACUAAUAAUGAAAGUGUGUCCCAAGAAAUUACCGGAGAAAUUCAAAAGACCCGCCUUUUACGACGCAUCUAUUCUAACGAUGCGCAUGCGCAAAGCACUGUAAUUUCACAGAUUUCAGAUAGUAACGUGACUCUAUAGCACCGUGUCAUUCGAAGAAAAGGAAGGAGAUAAAAGCUAAAAUUCUGUAUAUCCAAAGUAUAUAGUCUCAAGAGACAUAUUGAACGUCAAUGAGGAAGAGGUAUAUUGCAUACUCAACGUCUAAAGUAAAAUUACAUUCUUCUAGUAGACAAGAAAUAGACGAUUGAUAUUGCAAUUAAUUAAGGAGUGAUCAAAAUACAAAUUAUAGGGGGCCAGUCUAGAGUCACCCGAGCCUAAGGAAAUCAAAGAUAGACUUACUAAACUAACUUUAGCUAUAAUAAUACUUGGGCAGGCGGGAUCUAUCUGUGAUUUAGUUAAGUGGCUGUUUGGUGUUUCCUUUUGAUUUUUAGUAAAUUAAAGUGAACAAAUAAGUACGAAAGACGAAGAAAAACAAAAUUAAUAAUCGUUCGCGACUUUACUACAUCUAUUAAUGAAACUCCUUGUAAAUAUGCACGCCACUUGCUGUAUUUCCAUAUGCAGGGCUGCUGCUCUGAAUCAAAGGUCGAUCUCCCACCUUAUUUGUGCGCCAACAAGAGCCUGUAUAGUCGAGACGUUACAUGGAGAGGCGAGAGCUAAUGGUACCUGACCGACCGAUAAAUCCGUCUCCCUCUUACUUUCAGUAUCCAUAAUAAUAUACACUUUUUGCCCCAAUGCUUUAUCACUCCUCUUCAUCGCUCAUCACUGGUACCAUAUUAUUCGUAUAAUUUCUUAUACUUCACCCCUGCUUUCAAGAGCCUUGAACCGAUAUGACGGCCUAUAUUAAUUAUCUAAUACAUGAUUCAACUCUUCCGUCCUGAACUCUCCAAACAAAAUUAACGCGUUUAUCGAUUAAUAUUAUAUUUAGCGUCUGGUCUUCCAGUGUACCCGCUCUUCUCUUUCCUUUUCACGUAUCACUAUAAUAUAAUAAUGUAUUGACUCUUGAAAUUAUAUCUUCACGUCUCUGCGUCUAAUUCCGUUAACGAAGAUUCAUAUAAGUAUGAAUUCCGAAAUCAUCUUUUAUUUAAAGAAAGUUCAAGAAGGUAUGACCAUUGAAAAUCUUGUUUACGGCAAUGCUAUAAUAAAUAUUUAUCCUCGUUUUUAUAUAAGCUAAUAGCGAAAAACUAAUGGAGUGAUACGAAAUGAGAAAAUAGAAAUUAUUAUUGAAACGCAUGCGCUCUCCCCGCUUUUUGAAAGACAUUUAAGUAUACAUAUAUACUUUCGUUGUUAGUACUACUAUAUAGUAGGCUAGACGUGAAAUCAUAAUUGAGAAUGAAAUUUCUCAAGCAAACGCACACAUUAAAAUUGAACCGAGUGUAUUAAACUUCCAUGAAAGUAUACUGGAAUAAUUUAUGAAUUAACUAUAUGUAGUUGUGUCAUUCACUGAUUCGUGUAAUUUUAACCCAUUUACUAAUGGCGACUAAAUAUUAUUCUACUCUCUACAAAGCACUGCCAUCAUUUGAAGUUUAAACAUUGCUUUCAAAUACCUGCCAGUUAGUAUUGUUAUUGAAUAUUAGCUAAUAAGCGUACAUAGUUCGCGUGGCGCGUACAUGAUUGCGAGAGGAUUUUUUAACUAACGUGAUUAUUCGUAAGUGGAACAACGGAGAGUGUUAUCAUUUUUGUGAAUAGUGAAUGGGUUAAAGGAAGUCUUUUCUGAACCCCUCAAACGAACGUGACCGUACAUGGAUAAUUUGAAUUUAAAAAAAAAUCGCGUGCUUUUAGUGACAUUGUGAACGUGAUAAAGGAUACAAGAAAUUACGGUCAAGUACAAUAUUUUGGGGCUCAGUCACCGUGUUCAGUUUAUUGCCAAUGCAGCAUGACUAUAUUAUAAUAUGCUUUUGCAAUUUUAAGUCUGAUGAGUGUGCCGUGUAAAGCUAAUCAUUUUUACAAAAAGAGACCAUAGUUUCAAGGGGAAGCGUUAACUGUUACCAUGGUGACUUGUUGGCGUACGGUAUCAGGUUAGGUUCCUCGUAACCUACCUCGUCUCUCUUGUUACGCCUACUACUACACUGUUAUUGUUGAUGAAAACUCCAUAUUAUUACGAAAUAAAUAUUAUAUUGUCUCAAAA